Molecule: messenger RNA, 2262 nt
Organism: Nannospalax galili (Upper Galilee mountains blind mole rat)
Lineage: Eukaryota; Metazoa; Chordata; Mammalia; Rodentia; Spalacidae
Product: copine-7
Exons: 15
Coding region: 93-1763 (556 amino acids)
Biological process (GO): cellular response to calcium ion
Cellular component (GO): plasma membrane
Molecular function (GO): calcium-dependent phospholipid binding
Source: RefSeq, a predicted model, not a curated record
UCCGCGCCCAGCGGGCGUGCGGGGGAGCGCGGCCACGCCUGGCCCGGCCACCAUUUCUUGGCGCCCACCGGUGCGAGCGCGGUGUCUGCACCAUGAGCGGGGACUCGGAGCGUCCCGCGGCCCCGGGGGUGGUACCUGCACCCUGCGCCUCGAAGGUGGAGCUGCGGCUUAGCUGCCGGCACCUGCUGGACCGGGACCCGCUGACCAAAUCCGACCCCAGCGUGGUGCUGCUGCAGCAGGCACAGGGCCAGUGGCUGCAGGUGGACAGAACUGAGGUGGUGAAGAGCAGCCUGCACCCUGUGUUCUCCAAGGUCUUCACCAUUGACUAUUACUUCGAGGAGGUGCAGAAGCUGCGCUUCGAAGUGUUUGACACUCACGGGCCCAGUGGCCUCAGUUGCCAGGAUGACGACUUCCUUGGGGGCAUGGAGUGCACCUUGGGACAGAUUGUGGCCCAGAAGAAAAUGACGCGCCCACUGCUAUUGAGAUUCGGUAGGAAUGCCGGCAAGUCCACUAUCACGGUGAUAGCGGAGGACAUCUCUGGGAACAAUGGCUACGUGGAACUCUCCUUCCAGGCCAGAAAACUGGAUGACAAGGACCUCUUUAGCAAGUCAGACCCCUUCCUGGAGCUGUACCGGGUCAACAACGAUGGGAGUGAGCAACUGGUGUACAGGACGGAGGUGGUAAAGAACAACCUUAACCCAGUGUGGGAGCCAUUCAAGGUAUCGCUGAAUUCACUGUGCAGCUGUGAGGAGACGCGGCCUCUAAAGUGCCUGGUCUGGGACUAUGACUCCCGAGGAAAACAUGACUUCAUCGGCGAGUUCUCCACCACCUUCGCAGACAUGCAAAAGGCCUUUGAGGAGGAGCAGGCCCAGUGGGACUGUGUGAAUGCCAAGUACAAACAGAAGAAGCGUAAUUACAAGAACUCCGGGGUGGUGAUCCUGGCAGAUUUGAAGCUCCACAGGGUCCACUCAUUCCUGGACUACAUCAUGGGUGGCUGCCAGAUCCACUGCACUGUGGCCAUUGACUUCACAGCCUCCAACGGGGACCCAAGAAACAGCUGCUCCCUGCACCACAUCAACCCUUACCAGCCCAACGAGUACCUGAGGGCACUGGUGGCAGUGGGCGAGGUCUGCCAGGAUUAUGACAGUGACAAGAGGUUUUCUGCUUUGGGGUUUGGAGCCCGGAUCCCUCCCAAGUAUGAGGUGUCCCAUGACUUUGCCAUCAACUUCAAUCCUGAGGACGAUGAGUGUGAAGGAAUCCAGGGUGUGGUGGAGGCUUACCAGAACUGCCUGCCUAAGGUCCAACUCUAUGGCCCUACCAACGUGGCACCCAUUAUCUCCAAGGUGGCGGGCAUGGCAGCAGCCGAGGAGCGCACCCAGGAGGCCUCUAAAUACUACAUACUACUGAUUCUCACGGAUGGUGUGGUGACCGACAUGUCGGAUACCCGGGAGGCCAUCGUGCGUGCUUCACACCUGCCCAUGUCCGUCAUCAUCGUUGGGGUGGGCAAUGCCGACUUCACAGAUAUGCAGAUCCUAGAUGGGGAUGAUGGAGUCCUGCGUUCCCCACGGGGCGAGCCAGCACUCCGUGACAUCGUUCAGUUUGUGCCCUUCCGUGAGCUCAAAAAUGCGUCCCCUGCGGCACUGGCCAAGUGCGUGCUGGCUGAGGUGCCCAAGCAGGUGGUUGAGUACUACAGCCACAAGGAAUUGCCUCCACGCAGCCUUGGAGCCCACAGUGGAGAGGCAGGUCCCAGUUCAGCACCAUGAGGAUGGCAGGCAAGAGGGAUGUGAGGAGUGUGUCCAUGCCCAGCACCUCCUGAGUCCCCAGGGACCCCUCAACUGCUUAUCUGCCAGCCUAGGCCCCAAUCCUCCUCCUGGGUCCUGCUGGCCUGGGUCAGUGACCUGGUACUCAUGAUGAGAGAUGAAGAAAUCAGGCAUCCUGAGGUGUCCCACAGAAGCUGCUCCCUGAUGCUCGGACUUCCCUGCACCCAACAUGUAUGAAGCAGGACAUGCUGAGAGAACAGGAGGGCACCUGGCAGCUCAUCCAGGGAGGCCUCCCUAGGUGAAGGGGUGGUGGGACUGGGGAUUCUCAUCAUCUGAUCCUUUGCGGGAGGGCGGCACCCCAGACCCUGGGGACACCAGGCCUGGGCACCUCAGCUCCGUAGGUUCCUUGUCCUGGCUGGUGGCACUCCACCUCUCUACUCCAUUUGGAGGCUUGUAUCUGAGUCUGUGAGAGGGGCUGUGAGUGUAAUAAAGUACCCUUCAU